Molecule: messenger RNA, 4712 nt
Organism: Protopterus annectens (West African lungfish)
Lineage: Eukaryota; Metazoa; Chordata; Ceratodontiformes; Protopteridae
Gene: PTPN1
Product: protein tyrosine phosphatase non-receptor type 1
Exons: 9
Coding region: 182-1507 (441 amino acids)
Biological process (GO): protein dephosphorylation
Molecular function (GO): protein tyrosine phosphatase activity
Source: RefSeq, a predicted model, not a curated record
GCGAGUCUCAGUGCGUGUAUCCGCUUUGGAAGGCUGACAUGAUGAGGCCAGCGGUGUGAAAACUGUAGGGGAUAGGACCGAUAGAUUGAGGCCAAGAAGGAGGAGAGAACGGCGAGUUGGUGCUAACGGCGGGACCUAUCUCAGGCUGUAAGACUCUCCUAUCUCUCCUUCUUACGCACUCAUGGAGAUAGAAAAGGAGUUUCACGAGAUCGACAGAUGUGGCAACUGGUCCUCCAUUUACCAGGAUAUCCGACAGCAAGCUGGUGAUUUUCCUUGCAGAACGGCCAGACUUCCUGAGAACAAAAAUCGAAACCGGUACCGAGAUGUCAGCCCUUUUGACCACAGUCGGAUUAAGCUGCAGCAAGGUGAGAAUGACUACAUCAAUGCCAGUUUGAUUAAAAUGGAAGAGGCCCAGAGGAGUUACAUCCUUACACAGGGACCUCUUCCGAAUACAUGUGGUCAGUUUUGGGAAAUGGUUUGGGAACAGAAGAGCCGAGGCGUUGUCAUGCUCAACAGACUCGUUGAAAAGGGAUCAGUAAAAUGUGCACCAUACUGGCCAAAGAAAGAAGAAAAUGUAAUAACAUUUGAAGAGACAAACUUUAAAUUAACAUUGAUGUCAGAAGAUAUUAAGUCAUAUUACACAGUACGUCAACUUGAAUUAGAGAAUCUUUUGACACAUGAAAACAGAGAAAUUCUGCACUUUCAUUAUACCACGUGGCCUGAUUUUGGAGUCCCAGAGUCGCCUGCUUCAUUUCUGAAUUUCUUGUUCAAAGUGAGAGAGUCUGGGUCACUAAACCCAGACUGUGGACCAGUUGUAGUUCAUUGUAGUGCAGGGAUUGGAAGAUCAGGGACUUUCUGUCUGGUCGAUACCUGUCUUCUUUUGAUGGACAAAAGGAAAGACCCAUCUUCAGUGGAUAUUAAACAGGUUCUAUUAGAAAUGAGGAAGUACCGAAUGGGAUUAAUUCAAACUGCAGACCAGCUACGUUUCUCCUACUUAGCUGUUAUUGAGGGAGCAAAAUUCAUUAUGGGAGAUUCAUCAGUGCAGGAACAAUGGAAAGAACUCUCAAAUGAGGAUUUGGAUCCUCCUCCUGAUCAUACACCCCCUCCACCAAGACCUCCAAAACGUGCCACAGAGGUGCCUAAUGGAAGGACAACGGACCAGAGGAUUUUUUUCCCCAAACAGGAGGUGAUUGAGGAGAUUAAAUGUGAUGUCAGAACACUUGAGGAAUUGGUGCCUGAUGGCAGGAAUUUAGAGGCUGCACAGCCAAAUACAGAAAGCAGUAGUCAAGACCCUGAAAUUCGAAAGAGGAAUGUUGGUGGAAAUUCAUUUAGCUCCAUUGAGAAGGUGAAGCAAGGAGGCACAGAGAAUGUAAAGCAAGAUGAAGAUAACCUGUGGUCAAAUCUAAAGCCCUUUCUCUUCAAUGCCUGUGUGUUCACUGCACUUUCUGCUGGUGCUUACUUCUUCUAUAGAGCAUCUUUCUAUUGGUGGACAUCUCGGCGAGAUUGAUUGUACAGUGAAAACUGCCAUUUAAUACAUUUAUAAUUUGAUGCUUUGCAAAUGGAAAUAAGGCUGAAGAUUCUGAGCCUAGACUUGAUGAAAGCAGGCCUGAAGUUUAAAGGCUGGAACUUGGGUGGGGUGUUGAGGAAUAAUAAAAUAAUGCACUAAAGUUUAAUUACGCCCUGUGGUCCCAAGAACUUAACAUUCUAAUCUCAGGGCCUUAAAACAUUCAGGAGUAAGCAGAUAAAUGCCAAAUAAGGAUUUUUUUCUGAGGGGAAAUAAUGUAAAUAACAUUUUGUUGUUUGAACUUUUUUAAUAAGCCAUUUUCCCUGUUUGUGUUGCCAUUUUCUUUUUCAAAAUAAAAGAUUGGCAUGCAGAUUAUCUUGUACUUUUCCAGUGUUGUAACCAAAUACAUAUGAUUUAUGUUGCAGAUUUCCCAACCAAAAGUUUAUAGGGGAAGAAUGUAACUUUUUAUUUAUUUUUCAGUGUUUGUACACAUUUCAUGUAGUUUAAAAGACUGAGUUGUGGGCAGUGCCUGUGGUAUAAUUGAUUCUCUUUACUCUCGACAUAGACAUGGUUAAGUGCUGUAUUCAUACAAUAUUUGAUCAGGAUUUAUAUCUGUAAAAGAAAAGAAAAAAACAGGCUUCUGCGAUUGCUCAGGGUAUCCCAAGCAAUUUUUUUUUUCAAUCAGUGCUCGCAAAUUUGCUUGCAUACAUGAUAUAUAAUAACAGUGAUAUACAGUACAGUUCUGGAACCUAUGUAGUAAACUGAAAGAAAUAAUAAUGACCUCUUUGUACCAGCAUUUUUAAAGCUGUACUGUAAACUAAAAUGUUUAUAGUAUUUAGCUUGAGUGUUUCAUAAGGCACUGUAUGUGUAGAUUUUGUUUUUAACUAAUGUGAUUAGUUAAAAGACAUUAUGUAAUAACAUCACAAUGUGCUUAAGAACCAGCAAGGAUGGAAAUACAGUGCACCAAAAUAGAAUGUCAUUAAACUGUGGUGUUACCAUUGGUUGCUUUUUUCAUUUUUGAUUUAAAACAGGUUAGAUUUUUAUUGGAAACUCUCAUUUUUUUCCUUUGGCUUCUGAAAGACUGUUUUACAUCAGAUCUGCGUUUUGAAGAAGAAACAAGUUCACUGCAGUAGAUGUAUGAAGUGAUGGAAAGAAAUAACUCGUGCUAGAUCAGACUUGCAGUCAGUGGAGUGCUAACAGAAAUACCGUGUGUUGUGAAAAAGAUGGAAAGUUAAGAACCGUUUCUUUUGGACCCCUCUUGUUCUGAUUUUUUUUUAUGUGAAUGAAGCUAGCCGAUUUAAAUCUUAUGAUGUUACUUAAUGCUGGUCUUAAUCUGCCUGUUUUAGGCUUUUUCUUGAGGCAUAGUAUCCAGGACUGUUCAUGCGCAUUGAUUUUGGAAAGGAUUUUUUUCUAGUUGAUGUAACAGCUAUAUAAGCAAGAGUGCAGCACUGCUUAUUAGCUGAUAGGGGGAAUAUAAAACUGUAAUGUGCAACAGCACCACUAAUGGAUCUGGUUCUUGCAUUUAAAUGUGCAUCUGAUUUUGCUCAGCACUUAACAACACAGUCUGUCAUUACAUAUUUAUGGAGUAUAUUGUGUAGUCAUGUUUUCACUCCACAUUUAUUUUUAACAGAUAUGUCUGUAGUGCUAGUUUUUUUUUUUACCAAUUGUAGUUUUUCUUUCAAGUAAUAGCCUUGUGUCAAGGGCUAAAAAGUACAGUAACUCAUUGAGUAGUGCUGUGAAUAUUAAAUGACAUUUCUGUAAGGCAAUAGGUAAAACCAUUACUUAAAUGAGAAAAUUGUAAGUUGCUACUUAGUAAUGUUGUGUAGAACAUUAAAAUAAUUGGAAUUUGUUUAUUAAACAAGGGUAUCAUUAUAAUAAUAUAUGAUAGUGGAUUAUCUGUGUGUUUAAGCUAUGUAAUUACUUUGUCCCAGUGAUUCCUUUCCUUUGUUUGGAUGUAUCGUGUUCCAGAACUGUUUGUACAGUACAUCUGUAUCCUGUUUGUUGUAGCGUGCAUGUCUGAUUCUUUAGUGUCAUAAUUAAAUACAAAUUGUUUGAGAGGUGAAAGAUGCAGAUAUUCCCAGAUGUAUCAGUAAAAUUAUGUUUGCAUGGUCUGAAGAGUCAGUUGUGGCCAUGCUUACAGAUGCUGGCACUGAAAAGGUCCUUCAGUGAUGCGUUGUUAAUUGUGUGUGAAAUAAGAGAAUAUACUUGCCUAGUAUUUGGCAUGUGUUUUUAUUGAUAUUUUUCAUAAUCUGUGUAACCCAGAUGUUUGUUACUGUAGAUCUUUUUUUUGGUUGAAUAGUUGUAGUUCUGACAUUCCAAGGUUUCUUAGUAAGCCAUAUUCAGAAUUUGCCUCCAUUGCCUCUGUGAAACACUCUUUUAUCAGUGGUACGCCAGCAGUCAUAAAAAUAACUUUAAAUCUAUGAGUACUUUUGAAAAGUAUAUCUGCAUUUGUUGAAAAUAAAUUGGUACAUCAGCCUUGUUUGAAAUCAUGUAAUUAGAUUAAGGGAUAACCUUCCCUGACGUAAGCCCUCCUGGCUAUGAUAACUAAAGAAAGUAUUGCUGUACAUUAAAUAGUGUCCCUAGUUACAGUGGUUGUCAUUUUUUGUACAUCACCAUUCCACAAAUAUGUUUUGAGAUGCUUCUUUAGAGAAUAUAACAAGCAGUGUGGUUAGAUAAUGUGGGGCUAUACGUGUUUUGUUUUUCAGGCCUGUCAAAUACAUUUAUGACCAAAAUAGAAGACGACUGCUGCCUGAACAAGUAACAGUGGGGGUGUGAAUAAGGCUUAUUAUACCAGUAUGUAAACAUUUAUGUUAUAAAGUCUAUUGUAUAUUUAUGUCAUAGUUCAGGUGUAUAUACAGUAGAGUACAGUUUAAAGUUGGGUGUAUUGGUCAACCUUUUAUUCUAAAGGAAAAACUAUCAACUAUAUCCAUAUUGUUAAAAUGUGUUAGAAAGCUAGGAAGCUGCUAUGCUACAUGCCUUAAGUGAAAUAUGUUUACUCAUCAGGUCUUUUUUUACAGGAUGGCCAUACAAAAAAAAUCAUUUUUUAAUGAAAUGUUUUGGUAUAAUACAUUUUCAGGUGUUUUGCUUUCUGUACGAUACCCACCAGUGAGUACCAAGUUAUAAUAAAAGUGUGCAAUUUUAUACUCAUUCCCUUUAAAGUUUCAGUGCUAUUUUUAGCUUCAACAAUAAAUAUUUUUUAAAAAAACUG